Linum tenue is the source of this 507-nucleotide messenger RNA. Lineage: Eukaryota; Viridiplantae; Streptophyta; Magnoliopsida; Malpighiales; Linaceae. The record is from the annotation of a GenBank genome assembly.
AUGGCCACAAAUCUCCCAUUGGUUCCCCUCUUCACAUUUCUCUUCUGCUUCAUCUCUUCACUCUUCUUCUCCCCUUCUCUUUCCGCCACAACAACAGACGGCAAUCACCACGACGUCAAAUGGUGGUGCGACCAAACCCCGAACCCGGACCCGUGCAACCACUUCCUCGUGGCCCAAAACCCGCAACCCGCUACCGUCGUCACCUCUUCCUUAGCCUUCCGCAAAACCGCCAUCCAACUCGCCAUGGGCCGGGCCACGACGGCCCAGGCCCACAACAAACAACUCGGAACGAAGUGCCGCACCCGCAAAGAAAAGGCCGCAUGGGCCGACUGCAUGGACCUCUACACCGCCGCCGUCCGCCACCUCAACGCCACCCUAACCGAGCCCAAAUCCACCGACUCCGACGCCAGGACCUGGCUCAGCGCCGCGCUGACCAGCCUCGACACGUGUCGGGCCGGGUUUCGGACCUCGGGUUGUCGGGUCCCGCCCACCGCCUCCUCCCGAUGA